Chrysoperla carnea is the source of this 4690-nucleotide messenger RNA. It is a transcript of the gene clu, whose product is annotated as clustered mitochondria protein homolog. The record is from RefSeq and is a predicted model, not a curated record. Gene Ontology annotation, biological process: intracellular distribution of mitochondria. The transcript is spliced from 16 exons. The coding region runs from base 103 to 4134 and encodes 1343 amino acids. NCBI's taxonomy places the organism in Eukaryota, Metazoa, Arthropoda, Insecta, Neuroptera, Chrysopidae. Gene Ontology annotation, cellular component: cytoplasm. Gene Ontology annotation, molecular function: protein binding; mRNA binding.
UUCAUCUAAGCACGCACGUGCAGCGUCUUGUUGGGAGGUGUGUGGUGUAAAAUUGUUUCGGUCUUUUUAUCCAUCUUUUUUGAUUGAAUUUGUGGAGUGAUUAUGGCUUUAGGAACCGACGUAAAUGAAGUUGUUAAAACAAAAGUGAAAAAUAAUGAAGAUGUAUCAAAAGAUGAUUCAAGUAUUAAUAAAGAUAAGAUAAAUUCAAAUUCUAAUGGAAAAGAAGGGAGUACUGAACAAAUAAGUAAUGAGCAUAAGACAUUAAAUGGAUAUACAAAUGGCACAGAAGACGAAACGCAAAAGACCGAAGAAAAUGUGGUUAAUGGAGUAUCAGAAGAUGGUGAAGAUGACAAAAAAGAAGAACAAGAAGUGGUAUUUAUACAAGAUUUGGGAUUUACAGUCAAAAUAGUCAGUCCAGGAACAGAGCCUUUUGAUAUACAGGUAUCAAGUAUGGAGUUAGUUCAAGAAAUUCAUCAGCUUUUAAUGGAUAGAGAAGAUACAUGUCAUCGAACUUGCUUUUCAUUACAACUUGAUGGAAACACUCUUGAUAAUUUCGCUGAAUUAAAAAAUAUUGAGGGUCUUAAAGAUGGCUCAAUAAUUAAAGUGGUUGAAGAACCAUAUACAAUGCGUGAAGCACGUAUUCAUGUACGACAUGUUCGUGACCUUUUAAAGUCUUUAGAUCCGACGGAUGCAUACAAUGGUACUGAUUGUAAUUCACUUGCGUUUUUGAAUACGAUCACACAAGGUGAUAUUUUGGAAAAGAAGAAAACACGUCCAGAAAGUGUUGAUUGUACACCACCUGAUUACAUUAUACCUGGAAAUAAAGAUCGACCUUUGUUACCUUUACAACCACAAGCAAAAGAUCAAAAAGGUCCUCAAUGUAUAAAAGUUUUAACAACAUCUGGCUGGAAUCCACCACCGGGCUAUCGAAAAAUGCAUGGAGAUCUCAUGUAUUUGCAUGUAGUGACCUUGGAAGAUAAACAUUAUCACAUAUCAGCUUGUUCAAGGGGUUUUUAUAUCAACCAAUCAACAGCUGAAGAAUUUAACCCCAAAGCUGGAUCACCCAGUCAUUUAUGUCAUUCUCUAAUAGAAUUGUUAUCACAAAUAUCACCUGGAUUUAAAAGGAAUUUUUCUCUUUUACAAAAGAAAAGAACUGCACGACAUCCAUUUGAAAGGGUAGCAACACCCUAUCAAUUAUAUGCUUGGGCUGCACCACUUUCUGAACAUACAAUUGAUGCAAUUCGUGCUGAAGACACAUUUUCAUCAAAACUAGGCUAUGAAGAGCAUAUUCCUGGCCAAACUCGUGAUUGGAAUGAAGAAUUACAAACCACAAGAGAAUUGCCUAGACGAAAUCUUCCUGAACGUUUACUUCGAGAGCGUGCUAUUUUUAAGGUUCACAGCGAUUUCGUUGCAGCUGCAACAAGAGGGGCAGUAGCUGUUAUAGAUGGAAAUGUAAUGGCUAUAAAUCCGGGUGAAGAACCAAAAAUGCAAAUGUUUAUUUGGAAUAAUAUAUUUUUUUCAUUGGGCUUCGAUGUACGUGAUCAUUACAAAGAAUUAGGAGGAGAUGCUGCUGCACAUGUAGCACCUCGCAAUGAUUUACAAGGAGUUCGUGUCUAUAGUGCUGUUGAUCUGGCUGGAUUGUACACUUUAGGUACAGUUGUAAUUGAUUAUCGAGGAUAUCGUGUUACCGCACAAUCGAUAAUACCAGGAAUAUUAGAACGUGAGCAAGAACAAAGUGUUGUGUAUGGUUCGAUUGACUUUGGAAAAACCGUUUUAACAAAUCCUAAAUACUUAGAACUUUUAAAUAAAGCUGGACAACAGUUAAAAAUAUUACCUCAUAAUGUGUUCAAUGAUAAAGGAGAAUCAGUGGAAUUAUGUUCAAGUGUUGAAUGUAAAGGAAUUAUAGGAAAUGAUGGACGCCAUUAUAUUUUGGAUUUAUUACGUACUUUCCCACCGGAUGUUAACUUUUUAAAAUUGGAAAAUGAAACUUUAAGCAAAGAAGUAACUGCUUUAGGCUUCCCAUUAGAACAUAAACAUAAAUUAUGUUGUCUUCGUCAAGAAUUAAUUGAUGCAUUCGUUGAUUCUCGUUACAUGAUGUUCAUAAAAUAUGCUGCGUUCCACUUGCAACAACUCAGUAUAAAAAAACAAGAAGAAAAAAAUUCUAAACAAAAUAAGACUGAAAAACAAAUAACAAAUAGCAAUAUUGAAAAAGAGAAUGAUAUGGAACAAAGUGAAUUAGAGGCUGCUGAAGCAAAGAAAAUUGUUGAAAGUAUUACAGAUGGAAAUAAACAAGAAUUGGAAGAAAGUACAAAGGAAAUAGUACGUACGGCUGCAUUGGCUGUGGGUUCCUUGAAAGAUACCGAAUUUGAUAUACGUUUCAAUCCCGAUGUAUUUUCACCAGGAAUUAAUCAUGAUGAUUCUACAGGCGCAAGCAUUACAAAACAACGUCAAUUGGUUAAAGAUGCAGCAGACUUUCUACUUACAGUACAAAUACCAACAUUUAUUCGUGAUUGCCUUGAUCAUUCAUCAGCGCCUAUGGAUGGUAUUACAUUAUCGGAUGCGCUACAUAGUCGUGGUAUAAAUAUUCGAUAUUUGGGCAAAGUAGCGACACUCUUAUCAAAAGUCAAACAACUUGAGUAUUUGCAUAGUAUUGCUUGUGGUGAAUUAUUACUUCGCGCAGUAAAACACAUUUUCACACAAUACAUGCAAAGUACAGAAUUAUUAAAUUUAGCAGCGGCUGUAUCACACUUUUUAAAUUGCUUUUUAUACGCUGGAAGUGUACCUUCUCCUCAAUUGGGUGUUGAUGAGUCUCGAACAUCCAAACGACGUAAUAAAAGAAAAGGACGUGGGAAUGGUACAGUUUCUCAACCAGAAGGAAAUGAAUGGGCUAGUUUAACACCACGUGGUUUAUGGAAUCAAAUACGUAGUGAAUUAAAAUCAUAUUAUGAUUUUGAAUUAUCUGGUGAUAAUAUAGACGCAAUUGUACAAAAUUAUUCGUUACAAAAAAUAUCAUUAUUACGCUCGUUUUGUGUUAAAACCGGUUUGCAAAUUUUAUUACGUGAAUAUAAUUUUGAAUCGAAAAAUCGUGUUACAUUUUUUGAAGAAGAUAUUUUAAAUAUAUUCCCAGUUGUAAAACAUAUUAAUCCACGUGCAUCAGAUGCAUACAAUUUUUAUACAACUGGUCAAAGUAAAAUUCAACAAGGUUAUUUAAAAGACGGAUAUGAAUUAAUUACAGAAGCACUUAAUUUAUUAAAUAAUGUAUAUGGGGCUAUGCAUCCAGAAAUUGCACAAUGUUUACGAAUGAUUGCUAGGUUAAAUUAUAUUAUGGGUGAACAUGCCGAGGCCAUGGCAUACCAACAAAAAGCUGUUUUAAUGUCUGAAAGGGUCAAUGGUAUUGAUCAUCCGUAUACAAUCACAGAAUAUUCUCACCUGGCCUUAUACUGUUUUGCUAAUAGUCACGUUAGUUCCGCAUUGAAACUUCUAUAUAGAGCACGUUAUUUGGCGUUACUAGUUUGUGGUGAAAAUCAUCCAGAGAUAGCACAACUUGAUAGUAACAUCAGUUUAAUAUUACACGCAGUUGGAGAAUAUGAAUUAUCUUUACGUUUCUUAGAGAAAGCAUUAGCUUUAAAUAUUAAAUAUUACGGUGCAAAAUCAUUAAAAGUAGCAGUUAGUUAUCAUUUAGUAGCACGAACCCAAAGUUGUAUGGGUGAUUUUCGUUCAGCACUUAAUAAUGAAAAAGAAACAUACGCCAUUUACAAACAACAGUUGGGUGAAAAUCAUGAAAAAACUCGUGAAUCAUCUGAAUGUUUACGUCAUUUAACGCAACAAGCAGUAGUUUUACAGAAAAAAAUGAAUGAAAUAUAUACUGGAAAAGCUGGUGCCUCAUUACCUCCAAUACAAAUUCAACCACCAUCAAUGGGUUCAGUACUCGACAUGUUAAAUGUUAUAAAUGGAAUUCUUUUUGUACAAAUUAGUCAACAAGACAUUGAAAAUUUUAAAGCUGAAAUAGAAAAACGACAGGCAGCUGAAAAAUCACCACUUAAAGAAAUUGAAGACAGUACAGAAUCCGAUAAUACAGAAAACACAACAAGUAAUCCACCAGGAGCUAUAGAAGUGGAACCGAUAUCUAGUUGAAGUAGAAGCGUAUAAUAUUUUACCAUUCAUGAAUUUUAUUUGUAAAACUCAAGUACUGUAUAGUGUUAUUAUUAUUAUUAAUUAUUACUGUCCUUGGUUAGUGAAUCGUUAUUUUUGUGUAAAUAGCACAAGUUAGUCGCGCACAGGUGCUAAAAUUAUUCAUGAAAACAAACAAUAUAUAGCCCCUACAAUACCUCAUUUUAAAAAUUAUGUAUGCUAGUCGAUGAAGAUUUGUUGCAAUAUAUUUAGAUAUUUAUAUUUUAUAGCGCAAAUAUUUAAAUAAAAUGGCGUUUGUUAUAUUUUAAAACAUAUCAACAUGUUAUGUUGUGUUGUACACUUGCAAGGCUUAUAUUAAACGAGGCGUCAUCAUUCACACUGUAAAGCCUUUGAUGUACAAAGCCUAAAAUUUAUUUAGCCAGCCUUAGUAUUUAAAUAAUAAACAAAAACAAUUUUUAGUGAUAUUUUUAAACCAAAAAUUGUAACCAUUAAUUAUUAGAUUUUGUAAGCAUGUGCAUCGAUUUAUUCAAAUGAAACAUAUUUUUUGUUGCAUAACAUU